AUGAUUCCAGAUGGAAGCUCAGAGAUACAGGAAGUAAUGAAGAGCAAUGGAAAGCAUUUGUUCAGUGCUCAGCACAGAAGCUUGACCAGACAGAGUAGACGUCGGAUAUGUACCAGUAGUUUGAUGGAACGUUUCUUGCAGGACGUACUGCGACAUCACCCAUAUAAUUAUCAAGAGAACAGAGGAGCACAAAAUGAGAUGUCUAUGAAUGCUGCAUCACCUGAAGUGGUUCAUUUGGAAGAUUUCUUUUCUGAAGAAUAUGCUCAGGACACUCCUGAAACCAUAGAAGAAGAAACACUCUCUGAGAGUUCUGAUUCUGUUGAAGAGUUGACUUCUGAACCUAGUGAUCAAUCACAGGAGCCUGUAAGGGAGAUAUCAAUUCGACCAUCAGUUAUUCAAAAACUGGAGAAGGGACAGCAGCAGUCCUUGGAGUUUGUUCCUAAAAUUGAGAGUGGUGGUAUGAAAAGAAUAAAUCCAGUAGAUAUUGGUCAAGCUACAAAUAGUGGAAAAAAUCCAGUACGUCCCCCAGUGAUUUGUAAUGCUCCUGCCAGUUGUUUACCUGAGAGGUCUUAUGAUAGGCCAGUUGCGACUACUACUGCUAGGUUACCACUAGCAGUCCACUUGGAUUCAGUUAGCAAAUGUGACCCAAACAAAGCUCACACACACCUUGAACAGCUAGACAUGGUCUCUAGAAAUCCUGUGCCAUCAGCCCUUGUAGGAACUUCAGUUUCAUAUAAGAAUCCUAAAGAAUCAAAUAGGAAACCUUUAUGUGUAAAUUCAGAUAAGUUGGUUUUACAGAAAGAAGUAAAAUCUCAGGGUGAAUUGUCACCUGGCUUUAAAUUCUGUGAACUUAAGGGUACUGAAAAUUCUGUAAGAGUUAAAUCUUCUUCCAGAUUAGCAUCUAACUUGGCAGGAAAUCUGAACAAAACUGACAAGCCUUCUGAUAGAGGAGUCUUUGGAGAUGCCAUUCCAAAGCACCAUGAGGAAUUUCUUUCAAACAUGGAUUGUAGCCAAGAAGAAGAGCAUUUGGUUUUUAAGAAGUCAUCAUUUUUGAAACAAAAGUUCUCACUGAGUUCUGAAGUGAAGUUUGAUUGUGGUCCUCUUCAGUCAGCAGCUGAUCAAUCCCAAGAGGCUGUCCAAGACUUAAGCCUUUGGAAGGAAGAGCGAGUUGACCAAGAAGAUGAGAACUAUGAAUCUAGAGGUUCUGAAAUGAGUUUUGAUUGUGGUUCCUCCUGUCAUUCACUGACUGAUCAAUCUGAAAUGUCUGAUAGAGAAAUAAACCUUUUAGAGGAAACACAUGCUGAUUUAACACAUAAGAAUAAGAAAUCUUGUGUUUCUGAAAAAAUUUCUGAUCGCAAUGAUUCUCUUCAGGCAGUUACCAGGCAAUCACAAGUGAUUGUUAAAGAAGAAGGUCUUCAGAAUACAGCGCGUAUUAGCCUGGUUGACGAAAGCUAUGAUACUAGUGGUUCUGAAAUGAAUUCUGAUUAUGAUGAAGACUUACCUCAGUCAGCUAAAAAGUACCGCCAACAGCCUGUGAAAGAAGUAGACCUUCCUCAGGAAGUUCACAUUAGUUUGGUUGAUAGGGACUAUGGAUGUACUAGCUCUGAAUCAAGUGCUGAUUCCAUUUUCUCACUUGAGUCAGUGGUUGAUGAGUCCUCAGUGGUUGUUACAGAAAAACAAGUUUGGAAGAAGGCUCACGUUAGGUUGGUUGAUGCAAGCUAUGGAUCCAGUUGUUCUGAAUCAAGUUUUGAUUGUGAUGCUUCACCUCAGUCAGUAGUUGACCAACCUCAAAUGACUGUCAAAGAAAAAAAACUGAAACACAGACACGUCCACCUAAAAAAUAAGAAACGUAAACCCAGUCGUGCUAAAGCACAUCUUGAUUGUGGUGUUUCUCUUGAGACAGUGGCUGAUGAACCCCAGAGGGCUGUUGAAGAAAAAAAUCUUCUGAAAGCGAAGAAUGCUGACCUUGUGGAUAUGAACUGUGAGUCUCAUGGUCCUGAAAUGGGUUUUCAUGCUGAUGCUCAAUUAGUGGCUGAUGAAUCUCAAGUAGCAGUUAAAGAAGUAAACCCUCAGAAAGUAGAUAAUGACCUAGAGAAUAAUAAGAGUAUUCCAUCUAGCAUUUCUUAUCUAAGUUUCGAUUCUCAUGCUUUUUUUUAUCAGUCAGCUAAUGAUCAACCUCAAGGGGCUUUGGGUGAAGUAAAUCUUAAAGAGUUAAAUGUCGACAUGGAAGUUAAGAGCUAUGGGUGCUCCAGUUCUGAGUUGACAUUUGAUUCCGAUUCCCCUCUUCUGUCAGUUACUGAGCGGUCUCAGCUGGAUGUUGAAAGAAUAAAAGAAGACAUUAACCUGGAAGAUGAGAGCUGUGAGUCAAAUAGUUCUGACAUAACUUUUGAUUCUGAUAUUCCUGAUUGCUCAGUAGUUGACCAACCUGAAGUAGCUGUUGGUGAGGAGGAACCUGUUGAUCUGGAAAAUAAAAGUAAUGAAUCUUGUAUUUCUGAAAUAACUUUUGAUUCUGAUAUUCCCCUUCAUUCAGGAAAUGAUCAUCCUGAAGUAGCUGUUAAAGAAGUAAUCAUUCAGGAAGAAGAAUACGUACAUUUAGAAAGGAAGAAUGACAAACUCAUUGAUUCUGAAAUAAAUUUGGAUUCUUAUGCCCCUCUUCAUUCAGUGACUAAUCCUCCCGAAGUAGCUGAUAAAAAGCUAAAUCCUCAAAGAGAAGAGCAGGUACUCUUUAAAAAUAAGGAAAAUGAGCCUGCUGAUUCUGAAUUAAGUUUGGCUUAUCAUACCAUUUUUCCUUCAAUGACUGGACAUUCUGAAGAUCCCUUUAAAGACAUAAACUUUGAGAAAGAAGUGCAUGUACCCUUUGAAAAUAAGACUAAUGAAUUAAGUGCUUCUGAAACAAGAUUGGAUUCUGAUAUCCCUCUUCAGUCAGUGAUUCAGAAACCCACAGUAGUUGUUAAAAAUAUAUGGCUUCAAAAAGAAAAGUAUGCUGAAUUCCAAGAUAAAAAUGCUGAACUUACUGAUUCUGAAAUAAAUUCAGAUUCUGAUAUUCCUCAUUAUCCUAUGGCAGAACCUCAAGUAGCUGUUAAAAGAAAAGAGAAAAAGAAGCAUAUUGUAGAAAAGAGUCGAAGUACUGUACUUAAAUGUUUUGGAAUAAAUGUGAAUAUUGAUGCCUCUCUUCAUUCAAUCACUGACCAACCUCAUCUGGCCCUUUUGAAGGAAAAACAUGUUGAUCUGAAAGAUGAAAGUAGCACACCUAGUACUUCUAAAAUACAUUUCAAUCUUGUUGACCCUCUUCAGACACUACCUAAACGUCCUGAAGUAAUUAAGAGCACAAACCAAUGGAAGGAAGAGACUAUGCACCUGGAAAAUAAGAUUGAUGAACCUAGUGGUUCAAAGGCAGUGCGUAAUACUGAUAUUUCUCUUCAGUCUACAGCCAACCCACCUGAAGUAGCUAUUAAACAAGUAAACCUUGCGAGUGAAGAUCAAAUGUAUUUGGAAAGUAAGAAUAGUCAAUAUAAUUCUGAAAGAAGUUUGGAUUCUGAUUUCUUGGUUCAGGAAGUAGUCAGUCAACCUCAAAUAACUACUUUAGAGCCAGAGCACUUUGAAGUAGAAGGCAAGCACAGUCAGUCUUGUGAUUCUGAAGUAAGUUUUGAUUCUGAUGACUCUCUUCAAUCAGUGGCUGACCAGCUCGGGGAAACUGUUAAAGAAAUAAGUCAUUGGAAGGAUGAAGACAUUGACAUGGAAGAUAAGAGGGAUGAAGCCAAGAGUUUUAAAACUAUAUAUGAUUCUGAUGUACUUAAGCCAGCAGCUGACCAAACUGAAGAAGUAGUUCCAGGGAUGAACCUUUGGAAAGAACAUGUUGACUUGGGAGAUAAAAUUGUUAAUCCUAGUGACAGAGUGACAGAAAAGAAAAUAAAUUUUGAUUCUGACAAAACUCUUCAGUCUGUGACUAAAAUUCAAGAGCCUGCUAAAGAAAUAAAUCUUUCAAGAGAAGGACAUGUUUGUCUGGAUGAUAAGGUCUAUGAACCUUGUGGUUCUAGAAUAAUUUAUGUUUCAAAUAUCCCCUUUCAAUCAGUGAUUCAGGGACCACAAAUUUUGGAAGAGAGGCCUGCUAAUUUGGAAGUUAAGAACAGUGAUCCUUGUGGUCCUGAAAUACGUUUUGAUUCCAGUGAUUCUUGUCAGUCAGUGGCUGGCCAGUUGCAAAAAUCUAUCACAGAAAUCAAUCUGAAGGAAGACCAUAUUUACCUGGAAGAUAAGAGCUAUAAACUGGUUGAUUGUGAGGCAUGUUAUGAUUCUGAUGUUCCUGUUCAGUUUGUAGCAGAUCAAUCUCAUGUGUCUGUCAAAGAAAUAAACUUGCAAAAGGAAGAUCAAAAUGACCUAGAAGAUAACAACUACACACCCUGUUGUUCUGAAAUAAGAUGUGAUUCUGGUGUUCAUCUGCAGUCAGAAGUUGACCCGUCUCAAAUGACUUACAAAGAAACAACCUUUCAGAAGAGAGAACUGCUUGGCAUGGAAGAAAAGUCCAGCGAACCAAGUGAUUCUGAAAUGAUGUCUGAUUCUGAUGUUUCUUUUCAAAUAGUAGUUAACUCAUCAUCCCAAACGUCAGAUGGAGAAUCAGAUUCUCCACCAGUGGUGUUUGUGGAUGUGAUGGCCAGUGAUAGUGAUUGUGACCGUGAAGUAAUAUCUGAUUCUAAUGUUCCUCUUGAGUUAGUGACUGACCCACCUCCCAUGACUAUCCCAGAAACCAGCUGUAUAAAUACAGAGUCCAUUGAUGUUGGAAAUAACUACUGUAACUACUGUGGUUCUCAACUAAGAAGUGUUUUGGAAGCCUCUUCUCACUCAGUGGCAAGCCAACCCAAGAAGUCUUUCAAAAUAAUAAACCGGAAGAAUGACUAUAUUAUUCUGGGAGACUCAACUUGUCAGUCUUGUGGUAAUGAAAUAGAUUUUAGUGGUGAUGCCUCUGAUCAGUCCAUGACUUACCAGUCACAAGGACCUGAUAGAAGUAUUGACUCAGAAGAUAAGAGUUGUGAAUAUAAUCGUACUGAAAGAAAUUUUAAUUUGGAAAGCAGUACUCAAUCAGUGACUCAUCAAGUACAGCAAACUGACAAGGAAGACAACCUUUGGAAAGAUCAAAAAGAUAAAAGCUGUGAGUCUAAUGUUUCUGCAACGGGCUCCACUUCCUCUUCUACAUCAGUGAUCUGUCAAACUACAGUUAGAAAAAGUGCUUUAAAGUCAAAACGUAGAGAUCAAGAAAGUUGUAAAUCUUGUUUUGAGAGGGGUUUUCAGUGUGAUCCCUCUCAUCAUUCUGACUCUAACCAGCCUGGAGAAGCUGUUAAAAAACGCCCAGUUAAGAGGGUAACUUUUGACUUAGGAGAAAAGAGUCGUGAUUCCCAAUCAGGCUCUGCUCCCAAGACUGGUUCUGGAAGGAACCUGGGAAAAGACAAGGAGGUCAUGGAUGAUCUUGAUGCACCAGUUAUUGAGGCCUUAUCACAGAUACUUCCUUCAUCUCUGGGAAGAAAGUGGUCUCGAAUAAUAAGAGAAAAUCACUCAAAAAUUAAUGCCCUUAUGAAGGAUUUUAAGGAAGGUCAUUUCCGCUGUUACUUUAAUAAUGAAGCUAAGACCCAAAUCAUUACUUUGUAUAAAGAAAGACACAUUGCCUGGCCUAUCUUUAAUCAGACCACUGCAUCAGUUCAAACUGUGUCAAGUUUUGAAGAUAUUGCAGGUGGAUUUUCAGACAUUGAUGACUGUGUAGUGGCUGUAGAGAAACCAAACUGUCAUUAUCCUCUAGCAGAGAGGCUUCUUUCUAAACAGAAUUUGUUUGUGGCUUCUCAGAGCCAGAUAGAAAAAGUUAGCCAUGGAACUCAAACCAGUUUUAUAAGUUACCCAUUGAAGAAAAGAAAAAUAGUUAGACUAGAGGUAGAAUCACCAAAAAAAAAGUGUGUGCAGAGUGACGGAAAAGAGAAAAAAAUCAUCAAAAUUGGGACAGUUGAAUUGCCUGGAUCACAAAUUAAAGUUUUGGAGCCUGGACAACCCAAACCUGUAAUUCGUAUUCUUACUUCUAUAAAUAUUAAACCGAAGGAAGAUGAAUCCUGCGACUCACCUAAAGUGAACCAUUGUGUUUGUGAUAAUGAUCUACAGUUUCUGUGCAAAUAUAAACAGAGUAACCAUAAUUGCCCAUCACUUCUGAAAAUUGUAAAUAAUUUUCCAUCAAACGUGGUAAUAUCAGAGUCUGACAUAUGUUGUAAAUGUCACAUUCAUCAUGAGAGUGACUUAAACUCUAGUGAGGGAGACAGUGAUGCUGUACAAAACCAUGCUUCAACAUCUCAAAUGAUAAUACCAGCAAGAUAUGAAUUGAGGUCACGUUGUAGGACCAGUGAAUCUUCUACAUUUCUAGAAACUUCAGAGGCUGUAAAUGCUAGUGAGUUUCCAGAGGAAGGUAGUUUCCAGCUAACUCUUUUAAGUCGUGAUGUUGCCAAAAUCUCUCCAAAACCAGUUAAAUAUGAGUUUUUAGAAAGUAAAAGGAAAAAGAAAAUUCAAAGAAAGAAUGUUAUGAGAAACCCAAGCUUUCCCAAAAAGGUGUUUAAAGCAGUUAUUCUCCAUCAGAAUGCCAGAACAGCUUCAGAAAAAUGGUCAGUUUGGAUUCGGACCAAAGCAAAUGACAUAAUUAGAAAAUAUAUUUCAAAAUACUCUGCUUUUCUGCGUCAUAGGUACCAAUCCAGGACCACUUUAUUUAGAAUGCAUCUUAAGAAGAAAAAAUCAGGUGCCAGUAGGCUAGAGGAGGUGGAUAAAUCAACUCAAACACUUUCGGACACCUCAGUUACACCAGCUGGUGCUAAAGAGAAGUUAAGGGCUAUCGUGAGUCCUCUGAAGCAGCCUGCACAGCGCACUUCCCGUGCUGUAGGAAGACGAAGAAAGAAGGCUAAGAGAAGAAAUCGCCGCAAAAAGAAAAGGCCUAUACCUGUUAGAGAAUAUGAUUUGAGAAGUUCGUGUUACAUACCAGAUUCUGAUAGAAUGGUGACUCGGCUUGCAAGCAAAAUGAAAAGUAAUGAGGUAAAAUAG
Molecule: messenger RNA, 7056 nt
Organism: Marmota flaviventris (yellow-bellied marmot)
Lineage: Eukaryota; Metazoa; Chordata; Mammalia; Rodentia; Sciuridae
Source: RefSeq, a predicted model, not a curated record